This is a messenger RNA of Gigantopelta aegis, 1044 nucleotides long. RefSeq names its product putative cuticle collagen 145. Bases 1 to 1044 code for a protein of 347 amino acids. NCBI's taxonomy places the organism in Eukaryota, Metazoa, Mollusca, Gastropoda, Neomphalida, Peltospiridae. The record is from RefSeq and is a predicted model, not a curated record. The transcript is spliced from 2 exons.
AUGUCGGCCGUGUUCAAACUGCAGCGCGCUUCAGACGGUGCUUUCGGUCGAUCACGAGUUUCCUGCGAAUCACGGCGCGAGCCAAUUAGCCAAGUUGUAAUCCCCGGCAUCUGCCGCAAAAAAAGAGAAGCGCCGGCCUCCAAUAAGUCCCGACCUCCAAUAAGCGCCGGGCCUCCAAUAAGCGAUGGACAUCCAAUAAGUGCCGGGCCUCCAAUAAACGCCGGGCCUCUAAUAAGCGAUGGACAUCCAAUAAGCGCCGGGCCUCUAAUAAGCGAUGGGCAUCCAAUAAACGCCGGGCCUCUAAUAAGCGAUGAACAUCCAAUAAACGCCGGGCCUCUAAUAAGCGAUGGACAUCCAAUAAGCGCCGGGCUACCAAUAAACGCCGGGCCUCUAAUAAGCGAUGGACAUCCAAUAAGCGCCGGGCCUCCAAUAAGCGAUGGACAUCCAAUAAGCGCCGGGCCUCUAAUAAGCGAUGGACAUCCAAUAAACGCCGGGCCUCCAAUAAGCGAUGGACAUCCAAUAAGCGCCGGGCCUCCAAUAAGCGAUGGACAUCCAAUAAACGCCGGGCCUCUAAUAAGCGAUGGACAUCCAAUAAGCGCCGGGCCUCCAAUAAACGCCGGGCCUCUAAUAAGCGAUGGACAUCAAAUAAGCGCCGGGCCUCUAAUAAGCGAUGGACAUCCAAUAAGCGCCGGGCCUCCAAUAAGCGAUGGACAUCCAAUAAACGCCGGGCCUCUAAUAAGCGAUGAACAUCCAAUAAGCGCCGGGUCUCUAAUAAGCGAUGGACAUCCAAUAAGCGCCGGGCCUCCACUAAGCGAUGGACAUCCAAUAAGCGUCGGGCCUCCAAUAAACGCCGGGCCUCUAAUAAGCGAUGGACAUCCAAUAAGCGCCGGGCCUCUAAUAAGCGAUGGACAUCCAAUAAGCGCCGGGCCUCCAAUAAACGCCGGGCCUCUAAUAAGCGAUGGACAUCCAAUAAGCGCCGGGCCUCCAAUAAGCGCCGGACCUCUAAUAAACGAUGUGACUACAAUAAGCGGCGGCCUCCAAUAA